Messenger RNA from Perkinsus marinus ATCC 50983, 2170 nucleotides. Its product is annotated as importin alpha, putative. Gene Ontology annotation, biological process: NLS-bearing protein import into nucleus. Gene Ontology annotation, cellular component: cytoplasm; nucleus. Gene Ontology annotation, molecular function: nuclear import signal receptor activity; protein binding. The record is from RefSeq and is a predicted model, not a curated record. Bases 1 to 1662 code for a protein of 553 amino acids. NCBI's taxonomy places the organism in Eukaryota, Perkinsozoa, Perkinsida, Perkinsidae. The transcript is spliced from 14 exons.
AUGCCUCAUCUCUUGACAACAGUCGUUGUUGUGGUUGUUGAUAUGUCGAAUCUUGAAGAUCGUAUCGCAGCUCGUCGGAAGCACUACAAGAAGACUGGUGAUACUGACGACACUCGACGUCGAAGAGAGGAUGAGGCUGUGCAGAUUAGGAAGGCUGAGAAGGAGAAGCAGUUAGCUCAACGGAGGAGGAUGAGCAUCGGUGAUGCUUCUGCUGCUGGUGGUGGUGGGACCGUGCCUGUACCCAACCUCCAAGAACUGGGUGAAGCAGUAGCUGGGUGCAACUCUCCUGAUCCUGUAGUGCAGUUUAAAGCCACUCAGUAUGUGAGGAAACUAUUAUCUAUAGAGAAGAAUCCGCCAAUAGAAUAUGUGAUAGAGGCGGGUCUCAUCCCUCGUAUGGUGGAUUUCCUCAGGGAUAUCAACCGUCCAGAUUUGCAAUUUGAGGCGGCUUGGGUGCUCACCAAUAUAGCGAGUGGUACUCGAGCUCAAACUGAGGCUGUUGUGGCUGCAGGUACUAUACCUGUAUUUAUCGCAUUACUAGCAUCGCCCAGUUUGGAUGUUAAAGAGCAGGCAGUGUGGGCCUUGGGCAACAUAGCUGGUGACUCACCACCUCUACGUGAUACGGUCCUCCAAGCUGGAGUUAUGCAGCCUCUUCUGGCUCUACUCCGGGAGAAUGAUAAGUUGUCUUUGUUACGUAAUGCUACCUGGGCGUUAUCUAAUCUAUGUCGUGGAAAGCCCCAACCACCUAUUGAGAUGAUCGUCCCUGCCUUGCCAACUCUCAGUAACCUUCUAUACAGUCAUGAUGUUGAAGUAUUGACCGAUGCAUGUUGGGCUCUAUCAUACAUAUCGGAUGGCCCUAAUGAGCGUAUCGAGGCUGUUAUUGAGCACGGUGUAUGUCGCAGACUGGUAGAGCUGCUCAAUCAUGAUAGUUCUCUUGUCCAGACACCAGCUCUUCGCACUGUUGGCAAUAUCGUUACUGGGGAUGAUAGGCAGACUCAGGUUAUCAUACAGUGUGGUGCUGCUGAGAGACUUUAUCAGCUUCUAUACAGUCCUAAGAAGAACAUCCGUAAGGAGGCCUGCUGGACAAUAUCAAACAUAACGGCUGGUAAUCGAGAACAGAUCCAAGAGAUCAUUAAUGCGGGGGUAGUAGUUAAGAUAGUGGAGCUAAUGGCUACUGCUGAGUUUGAUAUCAAAAAGGAGGCAGCAUGGGCACUAUCGAAUGCUACAACAGGGGGGACACCAGAGCAGGUGGAUCAUUUCGUCCAAGCUGGAUGUAUCAAACCUCUGUGUGCUUUACUCGAUGUGAAUGAUACCCGUAUAGUGGGUGUAUGCUUAGAGGCUCUAGAGAAUAUACUUAGGGUCGGUAUGCAAGCGAUGGAGACAAAUCCAAAUCUUACUGAAAACCCGUAUUUGCAACUGGUCGAAGAAGCUGAUGGUUUAACAAAGAUUGAAAACCUCCAGUCUGAUAGCAGUGAUGAGAUAUACCUAAAGGCUGUACGUAUUCUUGAGAACUACUUCCCAUUGGAGGGAGAGGAUGAUGAUGAUGUAGAGGAGAUGGAAGCAUCAGGCAGCGACUCGGCAACUGCUGCACCAGGCUUCAACUUCCAGCCAGCUACUGGCACAGCGGCUCCUCCUGGAGGCUUCCAGUUCGGAAGAAAUAACUAGCGAGUUACACAGAUGCCGGUUGAGAAGUUAUCCUCAAGCUGCUGUAGCAUAACCACUAAUACUGCCACUGUCGUCCCAGUGCGAUCAUCACGAUAAGCACCGCUACUAAUUAUCAUCAGUUGACUUGAAUAUACACGUAUUUACAUAGAAAUGCUCAUCAUCACGUCAAUAGUGAAUUUAGAAUUUGGAAUAUAAUCACAGCACUAUUACCGUCGUCUUCUAUCCUGCAUCAUCUAUAACUCCCCUUAGUCACCUUUACUGUUCUUCACUAAACCGCAAUACUCAUUAAAUCGUCGUUAAGGAACUAUCCAAUACGCCAUUAUCGUUAUCAUUGUUCUCGUCGUCUCUGGAAUUUAUGUGCUAUACUUGUACUCCUGCUAUUGCUACAUCUGUCUGAACGCACUCACUGUCGUUGGUGGGACAAGAUCGUUAGAGAUGUGGUCGGUUGAUGGUAAUGUCAUCUGCUUGUACCUACUCGCACUGGAAGCAGUGGAGUAGGAAUAGGAGG